Molecule: messenger RNA, 961 nt
Organism: Oryza brachyantha (malo sina)
Lineage: Eukaryota; Viridiplantae; Streptophyta; Magnoliopsida; Poales; Poaceae
Product: leucine-rich repeat protein 1-like
Exons: 5
Coding region: 17-604 (195 amino acids)
Molecular function (GO): protein binding
Source: RefSeq, a predicted model, not a curated record
GUUUGCGCCGACGACCAUGGCGCCCAUGGCGGCCGGGAACCUAGUAGCCGUAGCCAUGUCCGCCGCCGUGCUGCUGCUGCUGGCGGCGGCAGCGGCGGCGAACCAGGAGGGCGAAGCGCUGACGGCGUUCAGGAAAGGGCUGCGCGACCCCAACGGCGCGCUGGCGAGCUGGGACCCCAACCUGGUGAACCCCUGCACCUGGGGGCGCCUCACCUGCGACGACGACAACCGCGUCACCGGCAUAAUAAGCUUGGACCUGUACAACAACAUUGAAGGAUCAAUCCCCCCAGAGUUUGGUAAUCUGGAGAAUUUGAUUAGCUUGGACCUGUACAACAACAACAUUUCUGGGCCGAUACCUCCAUCGCUUGGGAAGCUGAAGUCCUUGGGAUACAUGCGAAUGGAUCACAAUCGUUUAACUGGGCAAAUCCCUAACGAACUGGUUGGACUGUCCAACUUGAUGGUUCUAAAUCUCUCCAACAAUGAUCUGUGUGGAACAAUUCCGACGUCUGGGCCGUUCGAGCGCUUCCUUCCCAGCAGCUUUGCAAACAACCCGCGGCUGAGGGUUCCCCAGAUGGGCUUGCACGACGGCGACGACGGCUGCUAGAUCAUGCAAGGCGCUGGUAGCAUCAAUAAGAACGAGCAGGGCGGCGGCGGCAGGGUUUCUUCUUCGCCGGAAGCAACUUGGUCGUCGGCGUCGGCGGCGGCGGCGGCGGCGUCGGUCGGUGCAGAUCGUGUGUGUGUGUCCAGGAGCUGCGCAUUGCUACAAGUUUGGCCUGUGUUUGUGUCGUUGCGUCGGGGAAUUAAUUAAUACCGCGGAAUGGUUUUUUCUCUGUUGCAAGUGCUACAAAAAAAAUUAAGCCGGUGUCAUGAAUAGUGUUAGUGUAAUGAAAGCGAUCGUCUCGGUUGAUCAGUGUUCUGCCUAGCCUGAUUGCAUGGUUAUCGUAAAUCCGGUGUUUUUUCU